AUCUUGAGAGCCACUGGCUGCGUGUGCUGUGCUAUCAGGAGGACAAAGUCCACUGAGCAGCAAGAGUUUGCCUGAUUCUUGUUAUUCUGAAACUUUACACAGGGUUCAGUUCAGUACAGUAAUACUGUGUUAUGCUUCUGGUGACGUUAUUUAUUUAUGGCACUUCAUGAUAGGCUGUGUGAAAUUCAAAUGUAUUAGGUUUUGUUGGCUUCAGGCUUCAGCCAGGCCUAUGGACAUUUUUUUGUAACGUUGUAACACUGUUUGCUGAAAAGAUACUCACAAAGUGCUGGUGUCAUAUUCACAUUUGAUUAUGAUUAUAAGAGUGUUUUGUUCUCAAGUUAAAUGGCAUUCUGAAAAGCUGGUGAAGAACUGUUUUAAAAAUGGACACACUGCUCUGGUUCAGAUCAAAGUCACUUGUGCAAUUGAGUGGAAGAUAAUGUCUUCAUGGUUCAAGGUUCAUGGCCAAUCUAUGGGUUAGCCUUGAGAGAAGUGCGCUGCAGUUCAAUUGUCCACAUUUUGGCACAAACAUGAAUCUAACAGCGGAAAGCCACAGAAUCCCUUUGAGUAAUGGUAACAGUAUUCCACUCCUGGGACUGGGCACCUAUGGGGACCCUCAAACGACACCCAGAGGCACUGCAUUGGACUGUGUCAAGCUGGCCAUAGAUGUGGGCUACAGGCACUUUGAUGGGGCGUUGGUAUAUUUCAACGAGCAUGAAGUGGGUCAAGCCAUUAGGGAGAAGAUAGCUGAUGGAACCGUUAGAAGAGAGGACAUCUUUUACUGCGGAAAGCUCUGGAAUACCUUCCAUCCACCAGAGUUGGUGAGACCAGCCUUAGAGAAGACAUUGAAAGCCUUAAAACUGGACUAUGUGGAUCUCUACAUCAUUGAGCUUCCAAUGGCCUUCAAGCCUGGAAAGGCCUUUUAUCCAAAGGACCAAGAUGGAAACUACAUCUACCACCACACAGAUCUCUGUGCAACAUGGGAGGCUUUAGAGGCUUGCAAAGAUGCUGGACUGGUUAAGUCCCUGGGAGUCUCCAACUUCAAUCGCAGGCAGCUGGAGCUGCUUCUGAAUAAACCUGGUCUCAAACACAAACCCGUAUCCAACCAGGUCGAAUGCCACCCAUAUUUCACACAACCAAAACUUCUGGAGUACUGUCGUCACAAUGACAUCGUGAUUGUUGGCUAUUGCCCAAUUGGCUCCUCCAGAGAUGCAUCUUGGGUGAAUUUGAAAUGUCCUCCUCUGCUGGACGAUGAGGUGCUUGUAUCCAUUGGGAAAAAAUACAACAAAAGUAGUGCCCAGGUGGCCCUGCGCUUCAACAUACAGAGAGGAGUUGUAGUGAUCCCAAAGAGCUUCAACCCUGAGCGGAUCAAACAUAACUUCCAGAUAUUUGAUUUUUCACUGACUGAGGAAGAAAUGAAAGCCAUUGAAGCACUGAACAAAAAUAUUCGGUUUGUUGAGUUGCUGAUGUGGAGUGAUCAUCCGGAGUACCCCUUUCAUGAUGAAUACUGACCUUUGUAACUUUUACGUGAUGUACUUGAUUUUUAAGAAAGAUGGAAUAAAUAACAGAGAAAUAAAAGUUCACACAUUUGUUGAACCAGCUUAGUUUAGUUUGCUACCAGUUUGGUACAUUUUCCACUCUAAACACUAGAGGUCUCUAGCUCACAGUGGAUUAAAAGAAGUCUAACAGGCCCAUAAUUCAUUGUUAAUUUCACCAGCAUAAACAGCAGCUGCAUUUAAGACUAAGAUCUUGAGCCACCCUUCAUUUCUUUAGAUUUGCAUCCAAGGAGCCAGACAUUUUUUUCAAAUUUUUUAAAGUGGUCUUGAGCAAUAGUUCUCCAAACUUUCUGCAGGUCUUUCAAAGUUUUUCUUUGGAUAUUGAAUAAUUUAAAAUCAUUUUAGUCCAGUACCAUUUUCACAGGAAUGUAUCUUUGGGCACUUUGUUACUAGUAGCCUGUCACAAAAAUUCAUGAUUUGUUCGUGUAUUUGAAAAAUGCCAGUGAUAGCACAAUACAAUAGUACUAACGACAAAAAAUGAAAUACUAUUUUUGCACCAAUACAAUGAUAGCCAAAGAGCUAUUGGCAAAACAUUUGGCAUGUCUCACCAUGCCGUGCGCUGUGUCCUUAGAAAAUCUGAGGAAACUGGGUGAGGAGAGGACAAAAGAAAAACCAGGCCUAAAAAAACUAUUGGCAGCAAAAAUCUGUCUAAAAGUCAUGUCUUCAUGAAUAGGAAAAUAUCAAGCAAAUGCCUGACAUAAGACCUGAGAGAUGCAUCUGGCCCUUCAGUUUUUAUCAAGUCUCAUCAAAAAUGUUCUCAGCGGAAGAGCGGCUGUCAAGAAGCCAUUCUUAUCAAUCAGAAUCAGAAUUAGCAUACUUUAUUAAUCCCUAAGGAAAUUAUGUGGGUGCAGUUGCUCCAGUACAGUAACAGAAACAAUACAAUAUGUUACAGAUUUAAGAAAUAGCACAAUAUAUACAAAUCACUUAAUAUUAAAUUAUCAAGGAUCAAGGACUGACAAAGGUGAAUAAUAAAUAUCAAGGAUUGACAGAGGUGAUUAUAAAUUAAACUCAACCAACUAUAUGAUUGUGGUGGUUGUGUGAGUGAGCCGUGGUGUGUAAAAUGCUUUGAGUGCUCAAGAGGAAAAGCACUAUAAGAACCAAUCCAAUGACCAGUAACUGAAAAUCAGUGGCAACAUUUAUUAUAGAGUGAAGAAUACACUUUAUAUUGUAGGGUAGAACCUACAAUAAUACAUAGAGAGAAAAACCCAGCAAUCAUAUGACCCCCCUUUAAACAAGUACUUUGGCCCAGUGAGGGGCGGCCAUCUGCCGUGACCAGUUGGGGUGAGAGAAGGAAAACAGGAUAAAAGACAUGCUGUGGGAGAGA
Molecule: messenger RNA, 2877 nt
Organism: Maylandia zebra (zebra mbuna)
Lineage: Eukaryota; Metazoa; Chordata; Actinopteri; Cichliformes; Cichlidae
Product: aldo-keto reductase family 1 member D1
Biological process (GO): bile acid biosynthetic process
Molecular function (GO): Delta4-3-oxosteroid 5beta-reductase activity
Source: RefSeq, a predicted model, not a curated record